AUGAAAGGAGGAUACUUGGAGGAAGAAAGUGAUGAUGGCAUCGUACUUUCUCCACCAAUUGCUUCUAAUCCUUAUGUCUUCCUGAACUGGUGGAAUAUCGAUAUCUUUUGUUAUUUUUCGCACAACUUCAUCACGAUCCCACCAACAGGGUAUACUCGUGUCGCCCACAUCCAUGGUUGCUUGAUGCUUGGUACAUUCAUAACAGAAUGGAAAGGAGGUAGUAAACUAUGUCAGGAAUUCUUAGCAUCUGAGGAAAAAGUGAGAAAAACAGUUGAUCGUCUUAUUGCUAUUGCAGUCCAUCACAAGUUUGACGGAUGGCUAAUGAAUAUAGAAAACGAUAUCAGGGUAACAAUUUCGAAUACUCUUUUCCUUCGAUUGUUAACUGAGGGUAUGCGUAAAGCAGUUGGAUAUUCUCGAGUCAUAUGGUACGAUUCUGUGACCGUUACAGGAAAGCUCAAAUGGCAGAAUAUGCUUAAUGAGCAGAAUAAGGCAUGGUACGAACUUUGUGAUGGUAUAUAUUUGAAUUACAACUGGACCGACGAAACGCUGCUAAACAGUGCUGACUUUGGAGUUCUUAAUAAAAUUUUCAUAGGCAUAGACUGCUUUGCCAGGGGUUGUAUUGGUGGCUGGGACUGCUAUAGGUCGUUCGCGAAAGCAAACCUAAUGCGUAUGUCUGUUGCGCUAUUUGCCCCAGGAUGGAUUUGCCAGAAGUUCCCUACCGCGAAUCCAAUAGAAUAUGGAUUGAAAUUUUGGAAGAAACUUGUUUUGUAUACACCCGUACGACCUAUCUUGGAACUGCCUGUUUCUACCAACUUUUGUGCCGGAUUCACAGCUGACCUUGGAGAGAUGAGAUUUCGUCUCAGUUCGAUAUCUCUUCAACCCCACUUUCUCGGCUCAGUAUCGCAGCCAACGCCUACCAUUUUCAGAAUAUUUAAUCUCGAUGUUACUUGCACUGGAUCAAAGAAAGACAGAGACGAAUACAUUGUGACAAUCACAUAUCCCAUUCACCUCAUUUCUCUGGACGUGUGCACUGGGGAUGGCACUGACUCUUGUUUAUACCAUGCACUCAUUGAAGAAAUUUGA
Angiostrongylus costaricensis is the source of this 1083-nucleotide messenger RNA. NCBI's taxonomy places the organism in Eukaryota, Metazoa, Nematoda, Chromadorea, Rhabditida, Metastrongylidae. The record is from the annotation of a GenBank genome assembly.